UUUAAGCACCCUUCUUUAAUUUAUACAUAUAAAUCAUUUAUGUAAAUUAAAUUAACGAAUUAAUAUGCAUUAGCUGUCUAUGAUUAUAGUCCAUGUGCAUUAAAUCACUGAAUUUCCCCCAAGGUAUUUCCCCAAGCUAGCCUAUAGAUGGCGCUGCAUUUUGUUAGUUAAACCACAUGGCCAAAUAUCAACCGCCAUUUUGUUCGCUAAGGAGACAGUGAUUUGUGAGAUGGUAUGUUGGGAGAGACGUCUACAGUUUCAGGAUGACUGCACCUCAGUAGAUGAAGAGAGGACUCCAGAAAAUUACGAGAGUGCAGUGGACCAGCUACAGACAAGACAAGAAGUGCAUGGAAUAAAAUUCAGAAAUGGCUGAAUCCCAGACCCAGAUGAUCAGAGGGACCAUUGCUGAUGAGUUCCCAGACUACUCAGAAGAGAUUCUAAAUUCUGUGAUGGACGCUCUGAAAGCAGGGGGCGUAAAGACAAUAUAUGACCUCCACUACAUCAAAGAAGAAGACUUGUCGUCCUCACUAGGUCCAGUGCAGGCAAGGAGACUUGCUACCUGGGCUUGCAGUAAGUUCGCCACACCAACUUUGACCCCUGCCUCAGUGUGUGCAUCUCCACCAUCAAGCCGGUUCUUGACACAUAUAGUGUCGUCUUCACCAUCAUCCCCUUCCUCUGUGUCUUCAUUGUCUCUUGUGUCCACCAGUCCAUCCUCUUCAAUCAAGUGGAUCGACAAGUUUGAUAUUCCCUGGGCUAAACUCCCUGAAGAGCUUAUGCAAUGUCUGGCAAGAGAAAAAAGGCCUUCUCCGAAACUUAGACGUGAAAUGGUCAGGAUUGUUGUAUCAGCAGUGAUGAAAAUUUGCAACAAUCCUACCAAGCAAAAUGCCACCGAGAUUGCUAAAAGGAUGGUGACUAGGUACCCCAAGUCUCUACAAGACGUGAUAGAGGGUGAUGUCGUUGGUUCGGGGUUUGAUUCGCUUGCCAAGCAGUUACAAGUCCGUGUGGAGAACACAAAAAGACAGAACACACCGAAGAUAAAAAGACGUAAGCAUGGAUCAGAUGAGGAUGACACAGACGAGAUUACAGCAGCCCAGCGAGCAACCGUCCAGGACACCUAUGGGUGCGUCAAGUGGGACCCAAAAUAUCUGCAAGUGUCUGAGACUUUGGAGAGUCAGAAAGUUAAAAAAGAAACAUUGAAAAAGAUGUAUGAGGAGAUGAAUUACAAUGCAGAGGAAGUCAAAAAGUUGGUUCUGGCAACUUACUUCUCCCAGCGAGGAGAGAUCAACAAGGGAGUGCCCAUUAAGACCCUUUGCCACGAGUGGCCCUUUUUGUUUAAAGAGGUUGGCAUGGCUGCACAUUAUGAAGAAUUGACUGGUCUAAGUCUCAUCGGCACCUUUAUGGGAAAUGUUGAAAGAAAGGGCAAACGUCUGUUGGAAUUCCUCAAACGUGUCGCUGCACCGAAAAACAAAAAAGUCCAGGAUGCCCUGAUCAAAUGCCAGGCAGAGAAAGGACCAUCAGGCAGUUCCACAGAGAUCAUGGAGAUGGUCAUACUUCUGAUGACUAACUUUGGUGAGAAGGAUGAGAACCUGUUCCAUUUCAGUGAGGAUACGGCUCUGGCCCAAGAGAUUCAGCUGGAGAAGUUGCCACCAAAUCCCUGUAUCGUUGUUUGUGGGUCCUCAUGUUUUGCUGCCCGGACAUUCAUGUUGAGCAUAGACCAAGAGAUUGUAAAUGACCAUGUCACUUCCUACAUGGCUGCUCUCUGCCUGAUGUUUGGGAGUUAUUAUUGUUUCAACAUUCACUACCCUGUGGAACUCCGCUCAACGCUUGAAUUUCUUCAAAGGUGUUUCUUCUCAAUAAACCCCGAAAGAGGCACAAAAGUUGAGUGGAAGAAAAACAAGAAAGUGCUCCCAGUGAAUCCCAGAGUCCUCACAUUUAUUGCAGAAGUUGCAGACUAUGAAUGGAGAUAGACCACUGACAUUGACCCUCAAAGGAAAUAGAGCAUUUCAACUGGUAACAGUGUGGUGUAGCAUACUGCAUGUUUGCAGUGUUGUCUUGUUUUUGUUUUUCUCAUUAGAGGUGGACAAACCAAAUGUGUAUCCCUUGUACCUUACAGUUAUCUUCGAAACGUGUCAGGUUUUACACAAUUUUUGUAAGCUUUUACAAUUUUGAUUUUGUAAUGAAAAUACCUUUAAAACAAAAAUGUAUUUCAUUUUUGUCCACCCACGGCUGAAUCUACCAAAUGGAAUUAUGUUUGUUGAGUGAAAGUUACAACACAUGUUCAGCUUUACUGAGUUAUGUAAAGGAAUGUAAGGAAUUCAUCAGCCUUUGUUUUUUAUUAUAUUGGUUUUAUUGGUAAAACGAUUUAAGAGGACUUGAUGGUUCUAGGAAUUUCUGGAUAAGUUUAUCAUCAUCCUCACCCUUAAUUGGUACAUCCCUGCAAUUAUCAAGGAAAUUGUCAGCAAUGUUUAGAAAACUUGGUUGAUGCAGUUUUCUCAUAGUUUGAUCUUUCAAAAUGAAGGACCAAACCUUUGCUUAACAGAAAUGAAAAUAAAGGUCUUUAUUUCCAGAUAU
Molecule: messenger RNA, 2571 nt
Organism: Alosa sapidissima (American shad)
Lineage: Eukaryota; Metazoa; Chordata; Actinopteri; Clupeiformes; Clupeidae
Exons: 7
Coding region: 366-1967 (533 amino acids)
Source: RefSeq, a predicted model, not a curated record